AUGGCUCGGACGAAGCAGACAGCUCGCAAGUCGACGGGCGGCAAGGCGCCUCGCAAGCAGCUGGCCACCAAAGCGGCUCGCAAGAGCGCCCCGGCCACGGGCGGCGUGAAGAAGCCUCACCGCUACCGCCCGGGCACCGUGGCGCUGCGCGAGAUCCGCCGCUACCAGAAGUCGACGGAGCUGCUGAUCCGCAAGCUGCCUUUCCAGCGCCUGGUGCGCGAGAUCGCGCAGGACUUCAAGACGGACCUGCGCUUCCAGAGCUCGGCCGUGAUGGCGCUGCAGGAGGCGAGCGAGGCGUACCUGGUGGGGCUGUUCGAGGACACCAACCUGUGCGCCAUCCACGCCAAGAGGGUGACCAUCAUGCCCAAGGACAUCCAGCUGGCGCGGCGCAUCCGCGGAGAGAGGGCUUAGCCGCCGCCGGUCUCGCUCAACCCGCUUCA
Molecule: messenger RNA, 440 nt
Organism: Lacerta agilis (Sand lizard)
Lineage: Eukaryota; Metazoa; Chordata; Lepidosauria; Squamata; Lacertidae
Product: histone H3
Exons: 1
Coding region: 1-411 (136 amino acids)
Cellular component (GO): nucleosome
Molecular function (GO): protein heterodimerization activity; DNA binding; structural constituent of chromatin
Source: RefSeq, a predicted model, not a curated record